AUGAUUCAGGAAGAACCAAACACCACAGAUUAUGCCUAUGACCAAGAUUACUAUGAUCACAUUAUACCACCAUGUGACAAGAAUGAAGUUAGAAACUUUGCAAAGCUCUUCUUUCCUUUUGCAUACUCACUGAUAUGCGUCUUGGGCCUUGUGGGUAAUUCGUUUGUAGUGAUGACAUUUUCUUUAUAUAAGAGAUCUGAAUCCAUGACUGACAUAUGCCUUUGCAAUAUUGCCAUUGUAGACAUACUUUUUGUUCUCACUCUCCCUUUCAGGGCAGUAUACUAUGCUCUGGAUGACUGGAUCUUUGGUGAUCUCAUAUGUAAGCUCACCAGAGGCAUAUAUGCAAUUAAUUUCAACUGUGGCAUGCUACUUUUAGCCUGCAUCAGCAUGGACCGAUACAUUGCCAUUGUGCAGGCAACAAAGUCGUUUAAGCUUCGGGCAAGGACUCUGGCAUACAGUAAAAUUAUCUGUUUGGUCAUAUGGGGAUCAUCAUUUUUAAUCUCCAGUUCUACUUUCAUAUUCAGUCAAAGUUACACCAUUUCACUCAAUGUAACAAAGCACAUUUGUGAGCACAAAACCAAUCCAGAGACCAAAGUUAUAUUCAAAUUACUUAUAUUAUAUCUCCAGCUUUUAUUUGGAUUUUUCAUCCCUCUUCUGAUCAUGAUUGUUUGCUAUACUUUCAUUGUUAAAACCUUAGUAAAGGCUCAGAAUGCCAAAAGAAACAAAGCUAUACGUGUGAUAGUCUUAAUUGUGAUUGUUUUUCUGGUUUGUCAACUUCCUUAUAAUGUGGUUCUUAUUUUGAAUGCAUCAUCAAUGGGUAAUUUGGAUAGAAACUGUCAAAGUGAAAAGAAAAUGGUUUAUGCAAAACAUUUAACAGAAACCCUGGCCUUCUUGCAUUGUUGUAUGAAUCCUGUGCUCUAUGCAUUUAUUGGUGUGAAAUUUAGAAAUUACUUUCUGAAAAUAAUAACAGGGUUGAGCUGUGUAAGAGCAUGGGAGCACGGGAGCACUCAUAGCUCAAGAGGAAGUUCUGAUACUGGCUAUUCUAGACAGACCAGUGAAAUUCAUGAAUGA
This is a messenger RNA of Eublepharis macularius, 1071 nucleotides long. RefSeq names its product C-C motif chemokine receptor 6 (gene CCR6). Gene Ontology annotation, biological process: immune response; chemotaxis; positive regulation of dendritic cell chemotaxis. Gene Ontology annotation, molecular function: chemokine binding; chemokine receptor activity; scavenger receptor activity. The record is from RefSeq and is a predicted model, not a curated record. NCBI's taxonomy places the organism in Eukaryota, Metazoa, Chordata, Lepidosauria, Squamata, Eublepharidae. Gene Ontology annotation, cellular component: membrane. The coding region runs from base 1 to 1071 and encodes 356 amino acids. The transcript has 2 exons.